Molecule: messenger RNA, 1826 nt
Organism: Ornithodoros turicata
Lineage: Eukaryota; Metazoa; Arthropoda; Arachnida; Ixodida; Argasidae
Product: abscission/NoCut checkpoint regulator-like
Exons: 11
Coding region: 271-1365 (364 amino acids)
Biological process (GO): mitotic cytokinesis checkpoint signaling; abscission
Cellular component (GO): midbody; cleavage furrow; centrosome
Molecular function (GO): metal ion binding; phosphatidylinositol-3-phosphate binding
Source: RefSeq, a predicted model, not a curated record
CUUUAUCCCGCAUUUCCUGUGUGGCGCCAGCUUUGACGCAUGCACUGGACAGAGUUUGGAGUUAUGUGGAUACAGUGUGUUUCAUCCUUGAAUCGUUUCAAAGUUUCACUUGUAACUGUACUGAGGCACGAGAAUAGUAGGAACUAGACGUACCUGAGUUCGCCCAUGAUCCCGUGAGGAACUCGCGUUUGUUCGUCAUGCGAGGAUCGACUAUCGAUUGAGAGCAAAACUGAAGAUCAUAUUACUGUUUACCUGCUUAAAUAGUGUAGAAUGUCCUGUAAUACGUGCAGCAAAGAAUUUGGACUGCUUACGAAGGAGCAAGGAUGCCCCAACUGCGGGUUUUCCUAUUGUGGGAAAUGUCUCAAGUGGUCUGCACAUGUUCCGAAACUGGGCAAAACCAAGAAGGUUUGCACCAGCUGUUACGACGCACUGAACAAUUUGUCCAAGAAGCCAACGACUAGUCAAGUUGAAGCACCGGAGGCUCUACAAAAACGGAUGGCUGCACUGGCUGCCAAAGGAUCAGUCACGAAUUCCAACACAUCUAAUACAGGUUCUAAGAACGUACAAGUCGAAGAGAUUGAAAAAAGGUUGCAGCGGCUACGCCAGGACAGUAAAGAGCUCAUCCCAGCUCAUGCAGACAUAGAAGACAGGCUGGCACAGUUAAAAGGGGUUGAUGUUUCCUACUACAGAAAAGCUCCCAUCACGGUUUACAAAGACAAAAGAAGUGCAGCAGAAAAAGUGUCAGACUUGAUGAGACAGGCCCAGAGCGAAGCACAGAUAGACGCUCGGAGGGAAGAAAGCAUCAAAAGCAGCAUCAACGAAAUUGAGCAGCGCCUAAACUCACUGCGCGGCGUUCAGAAAUCACAGGAUACAAAACCAGGAAAGGAACGUACUGGUGAUUUCGCAAAAGGUUUAGAAGCUCCACAGUGCGAGGACAGUGAAGACGCUGAUGUGGACAUGGAUGACGUAGCCCAAUUGCUCAGGCAAGAAAUGAAAGCUGCAAAGCAAGAACUCGAAGGCUUAAAGAAGGACAAGCAGUUGAUGGCUGAACUGGACAAAAUUAGCCUCAAAGUAAAGGGUAAGGACAAGGCAGUGAAGGAGAGAAGAGAUGAUGAAGACUGUGAUGAGAAGGAAGUCAGUGCUGUUCUUCAACAGGUGCUAGAUGAAUCUAGGCAGGAAGAGGAAGAAAUGGAAGAAGAAAUAGGCACUGCAAAAGGAGAGGAAAAGGAGGAAUUGCCUUGGUGCACCAUUUGCAACUCGGACGCAGCACUGCGUUGCCAUGACUGUGUGGAGUUGUAUUGUCGGAGGUGUUACAGGGAAUAUCACGAUGAUGAAGGCCACAGGACAAGUAACUACCCAAGAUAAUAUUGUGAAGACUGUCCCUGGUGUCAAUACUACUACCACUGCAGGCAUUGUGGUUUAGGACCAUGCUAUGAGUUGCUGGUGCACUUGCUUUUUCUUUUUUUUUUGCUUUUCUGCAAAAAUGAGAACAAAGCGCUCCGUCAGUGCCUCUUUUGGGUUCCUAUAUGAAGUAUAGUUAGCACAUACUCAUGUGUCAACCCACAAGGCAUUGUAUAAUAUGUUUAUUACAAUCUAGACUUAAAAUUCUUAGUAAAACCAGUAAAAUGUUCAAUAAAAAUACACGUAUGCCAUUUGCUUUACAAAUAUGUACAGCUCAGUAGUGCAAGAGCAUCUUCAUAGCUUGAAAGUUGAUUGAGUGCACAGCCAGUUGCUUUCACCGUCCAGCUUCAGUACACGUGCCUUGACUUGUACUAUCUUAUCUAUGUUGUCUGAAAAUGAAAAAGGAUUAAAUGAAGAGAAACAUU